AUGCCGGCGCUGGCCAUGGCGCCGGCGCCCGCAGCCGCGGCGACCGGCGCCUCACCGGAGGGCAAGCAGCAGGGCGUCCUCGAGGUGGCGCCGGGCGCCGACGUGUCCGCGUGCGUCGCCGAGUACGCGCGCCGCUGUGGCUGCGGCGUCUACGUCCUGGGCGCGUCGGGCGCCAUCGUGGACGCCGCCGUGCGCGGCGCCGCCGCGCUGCUCCGGGGCCGGUUCGAGCUCCUCUCUGUCACGGGCACCGUGCUGCCGCCCCUGGCGCCGCACGAGGCCGGUGCGGACGGGGAGUCGGGGAUGCCGGCGCAAGCAUGGGAUGGCGUGGGCAAGAUUUGCACUUAG
This is a messenger RNA of Setaria italica (foxtail millet), 345 nucleotides long. Its product is annotated as AT-hook motif nuclear-localized protein 25-like. Gene Ontology annotation, molecular function: minor groove of adenine-thymine-rich DNA binding; DNA-binding transcription factor activity. The transcript has a single exon. Lineage: Eukaryota; Viridiplantae; Streptophyta; Magnoliopsida; Poales; Poaceae. The record is from RefSeq and is a predicted model, not a curated record. Gene Ontology annotation, biological process: vegetative to reproductive phase transition of meristem. Gene Ontology annotation, cellular component: nucleus. The coding region runs from base 1 to 345 and encodes 114 amino acids.